UCUUUCCGAUUGUAGCAGAUUGAAUUUGAAAGCGUAGUUUAUAUUACCAAGGUAUGUUAUGCUGUUGUGUUGGUAAAAAUUCUAGGCAUUAUUCGGCACACAGAAAGAAAUAAUGAAACGAAAUUGAAUUGCAUUGAUUUUUCAAUUAUUAGAACUGUAUCUUUCAACUAACGCUUAGUUUUUCGUUUGAAUUGUAUUGAAACGUAUGUAAAGUAACUUUAUGUUUGACUUUUUACUACAAAUAUGCGCAUGAAAAUAGAUGUAAAUUCACAACAUAUUUUUAUCUGUGUACGGAAUAAACUUACAAUAAUUAUACAUGCAAAAGUGUUGGCCGACCGGAAAGUUUAUGUGUGAAAGUUCGCAGGUACCACAAGGAUUAGUACUGACUUCUUAUUUUUUCGGCGAGAUUCUGCAGAUGAAACAAUAUCCUUCCGCUGUGUGCCGCAUGUUGUCUUUCGAUCAAAAACACGAACGCGAGUGCACUUCGGGAAUGUGUCUGUGACACUGAGGCGAAAACGGGUGAACUUUUGAUGUCGAUUGAUAACUGUCGAUGAGAUCUGAAUAAACAAGUGCUUCAAAGUGGUUGAAUGGGUUGCAAAGUUCUUGGUGCCUGUUUUUCUGGAAUUGUCAUACUUUCCGUGGACAACGUCGAAAAAAUAACCCAUCAACAACGAAUAUUAUUAUGCAUUAAUGGACGAUUGGUAGCUGGAAUCGCUGCGAAAAGGCUUCACCUGAAGCGAACGAAAAUUCACUUCACUUCGCUACAAAAUGCACUGGGGCACAAGAUCAUCGUAACUACACACUUAAAUACUAUUGCUGAAUCUCGACAAAAAAAUGCUGAAAUUUGCACAGUCGAGUGCUCGGUUAUCGUCUCGGCCAAAUGUAUAAUUACUGUGAAUCUUGGCAAACCUAAAUUUGUUAACUGUCAACUAAUGCCGACCUUGUCAGCAGCAAUUGAAUAUACAAAGAAUAUUUCUUCAUUAUUGUACGAAAUGAAUAUCACAAAAGCUAAGGCUGGGGAGAACGGGUGUUUUAUUAAUCUUCAUUUUAAUUUAGCAUACAAAAAACAUCACGGUCAAAGAUAAUUCUUCCUAGUGCAUCUCAACGCCUCUAACUGGAAACAAACAGAUUUUUAUGAGUAUAUAUGAAAAGAGAUAGUUUUUUAUUUCAUCUAAUUUUCACUCACUUCUCAAGAAAUAUAAAAAUCUUUUUCUUAAUUUCACCUCUAAACUUCACGAACAACGGCGACGUGGUGCUUUGCAAAACUGACAAGAAACAUUAGAUGCAGUGGCUUCUCGUGACAAAAUUGACUAGUUGUGCACUGCUUAUGUAGUAUUAUAGCAAAUGUAACAGUCCGUUGUAAGUGAAAACUAAAGAUUGAGGAAUGGAGAUUCGCUUGUUGUUUUCAAUACAAUGAGAUAACGAUAUACUUUCGGAUGGGAUUUUUUGUUAAACUAACAAAUCUCAGAGCUGAGCUGAGUAAUUCUUUCUCAUCUUGAAUCUGAGCAGUAACUCAUGUGCACGGAAAAGACACUAACACAGCGACAACAGAUAAUUGAUAUUUUAUGUCUGAUGUAUAUGAGAUGCGUGUAAAUACACGCAAUUUCGGUGCGAUCCAACCUGCUUUCAUCGAAUAAAUAAAGAUUCCAAAAAAUAGUUGAAUUUGGAUGGGAUUGGGGACGCAGUUCAUUCCUUGAAUUCGACCGGUUGUGCAGCGCACGAGGUGCACAUGAGGACGAGACGCCACUGAUUAGAUGACAAGUGUUUCACCGAAUUUCUCGGCAAACGGAUUUGUUGAUCUUUACAUAUUUGUUGUUUGCUGACAGCAUGAUAUUAUGCCAAAUUUCGGCAAAAAAGGUGGGUGGGUAAUGUCAGAGACAGAACUGGAUGUCGUGAAUACGAAAAAACUGACACGCUCCCAUCACUUUUCCGAAUAUCAGUUAGUUAAUUGAUUGUAUGAAUUGUGCAAGCUUUCCUCUUUUUCACUAAUAGAGUUUGAAGCGAUGCACCUACAUUAAAGUACAGAAUAGUUACAUUAAACAGCUACUAUUCUACAACUAUAUAUUCCAAACUUGAAACAAUUCCUUUUUAAUUUGCUAAUAUAGGACAGAGAUAGCAUUUCACCAGAGUGAUACACGCUGGAGCAGGAUUCUUGUCCACACCGAGGAUGCAAAAAACGAAGCACCGCACAAAGAGGAAAGCGCACUUCUUCUCAGUGUCGAAUAGACAGCAUUUGAGUGUGUGCUUGUGGUUAAAGCAGCUGGCGCGAGUGAAACACAUUCUCUUCGCAUGAAUCGCUCACACGCGCUCUCGUCUAAAUACACCCAAGUGACCACUGGCGCGUGAUGGUGAGCGAACACUUCUGUGAAAUUCAAUUAAUAGAGAGUAGAUCUGGCCUUGCUAUGAAAAAUUUGCAAGGAAAACCGAAAAUUUUACGAUGAAUUGUUUUAUUUUGCUGAUUUUGCGUGCCCCACGCUUCUUCUACGCAAACUAUACACCAGAGUGCGCACCGGCGUGUACACCUCUGUGAAAGUAUCUGCAUCCACCUCAGAGAAUUUAUUAGCUAAUGCUCUAGUACUUUGGUGCGAUUCAGUGGAAGAGGUAAAAGGAAAUAAACAAACGCACUCAUGAUGCGUGCACACUUUAUACAACAGUGGUGUAUAAAUGUGAAAGAGAAGAGCUCUCGUUGAAGUUGUCAGUACGAGGGGAGAAAUUUUGCUUGCUCUUCGUCACACAGAGGAGAUAGACAUUGUAACAAGUACAAGGUGAUAUAUUUUGGAUUACACUAGCAGUAAAUGUAAAUAAAUGUAGCAUUAAAGAAAUCACUUUGAGCCAUGGUAAUUUAAAGUUAUGAUUAUUAUUGUGCAAACCGUUUCUCCCUACGCGAUUCAAUAUUUCACUGGCGUUGCCUAUCGGAGCCAUAUAUUUCUUAGAAUUCAAAUUCACUUACGCGGCAUUGAACCGUUCCGGAUGAAACUAACUGCAUCUAACUGACCGAUCACUCAGAGAGAAAAUGAACACAAGACAGGCAGUUACGGUAUCCAACCAAUGUACUUAGUUCUCGCAGAUGAACUGUCCCACCCUCUUCGUCUCCUUCACAUUGCGCAAGUGCGCGGUAUAAGCGGGCGGCUUGGAGAAACGAUUGUUUGCUUUCCCACGGUUUGUUCUUCCUGGUGGGGUUUAACCAGCGAGGGGGGAUUCCUUACAAACGACAUGUAUGUGUAUAUAUGAACGCGCAAAGAACGAAAUGGUUUGAUCUGGAUAGUUGGUGAGAGAGGGAGAUGCUGGGUUGAUCGGUGGGUGAUUGACCCUUGAAGAACUCGGUUUGAUAAGAGGUCGUUGUCCUGUUUCGGCUAGAUGACGUCCUUCCGGUUGAGAAAUUACAAAACCAUAGACACUUGCGAUAAAUCUGAGGGUUCUUAGCAACACCGACUUCAAAUCGACCUGGAUCGUGGAGGAAGACAGAAGUGAAAGUGUCUAGUGCGUGUCGCGUAUUGCAUAGUCAGGUAAAACGCGUUUAAAGGGUUUCUAGUCCAAGUAGUUAAUAUUUCUAUUCCCCUAAGAUUGGUUAUAGUCAGUGCUAGUUAGGUUCGUGCAGAAAAUAGGUGCGAGUGCUAAAAAGUUCUAUUGAAGCCAUCCGGCGAAUUUUUCCGCUUGACAGUCUUCUUCGUCGGCUCGCCACCCACGCCGAUACAAUUCUACAAAACGAACCUAGCGACGCAAAACCCGUCGUUCGGCAUAUCUCGUCGUCUACUUCACGAUCCCGCAGAAGACCCGACAUUCGUCUUCGUCGUCAUGCGACGCCCGUCAUGGCGUAGAAUUGGCAGCGUCAACCACGUUCACCGUCUUCACGUCGAAACUGCCGUAUUGACAGCCAUCAUAACGACGCCACCUUUGUAAGCCACAAAACGGAGUGAGUAAAAACCUUUGACAUGCGCAUGAUCAUUUGGUAGAUGUACAUUUUAGCACACAAUUGUAGCGUUCUUGGGCGAUAAAUGUCGCUAGAACGGAAAUCGCACGCCUUAGAUAAUUAAGCAUCAGGGGAACAUAAAAAUGUUAAUGAGUUACCCAAGUAACAAUUUUUGUUACGCUAGCUUGUUUGUGACUAGAUUGCAACCAGAUAUUUGAGUGAUUGUUACUAACAUCUAACCAGUUGCAUGACUCAAAAAGCGCAGUUUCUACUAGUUUUUAAAUCGGCUAAAAAUAAGUUGUCGUUACGUUGUAAUGUCAUACUGAAAUAACUUAUCUUUUCAUAACUUGAAAAUAACUUGUUUUCAAGUAAACUAGUUGAAACUUAGUCACCAGCGACAUUAUAAACAUUGAAUGAAUCCAGAAUACUUUUCUAUCAUCAAUAAAAAGCAGAAGAGUACUUUAAAUCACAAGCUUGAUACAAGGUACAAAUUUCACAACGAUUUUAAAACUGUCGAGCGGAAUGAAAUUUUACUCAACUGUUUUUUAUGCGCCUUCAAUCAAAAUCUAUUUAUAAAGAUAUAAAAAAUAAACAACAAAAUAAUGCUAUGUUCAGAAUGCUCAAAAUUAUUCCAAGUAGAGUGAUUUCUCAUCAUUUUAAAUUCAUAUAUCAUGAGAAUUAUAGAAUUAUCACAAUCGAUGUUCAAUUUCUAUAUUAUUUUCUUCGUGUUUAUGACAGUGCAUAGACCAAAAAUGACUAUUCUGCCUUUCACAAUUUUCGGCAAAAAGUAGUUUUGAAAAAAGUAAUAUCCUGGUUUUAUUUAUGUUUCAUACACUUCUUGAGACUCCAUAUUGUGUUCGCCAUAUUCAAGCCAACAAAGAUUGUUUUGUUUGCAUUUUCGUUAUCAUAACGUUGGGAAAACCUACCGAUAACUAUCUGAAUCAAUGAAGAAAUUAUAUGUUAUAAUCUUAUAAUAUUUAAGUUAUUACUACAUCAAUUCACAGUAACGAUUUACAUAUACGCUUACGUAUUUAUAAUGGUUCCGCAACAGAAAAUAAACCUUUUUUCAACUAGCAGCUAAAAGCAUAGUUGUGAUUAAAGAUAUGUUAGAAUCAAGUAACGAUAACUUACAAAUGAUAGUUAGUUCAAUGUUUACGUUAUAAAGAAACACUGCUGUCACCUUGUUUUAACCAGUAUAACAUAAAAAACAUGUUCGUGCUCUUGUCGCAACACAGUUGGUUUAAGCGGUAUCAAAACUAGUUACGGGUUGCUACUAUUGAAGUCAAAUAAACUUAUUUUCAACUAGUAGCUAGAAGCAUUGUUGUGAUUAAAGAUAUGUUUGGAUUAAGUAACGAUAGCUUAUAAAUUGUAUUUUAUUCAAUACGACACAAAGAUGUUAUUAUUAGUAAGCUAAAUAACUAUUUCGUAACUAGUUAUGUUAUGAUGAAACAUUGCUGUCACCAUGUUUUAACCAGUAUAACAUAAAAAACAUAUUCGUGCUCUUGUUGCAACAUAGUUUGGACUUUGCCGUAUUAGAACUAGUUGCGGAUUGCUACUUGGGUAAUGUUAGUGAAUAAAUGUUCAAAAUUGGUUUGUAAGAUGGAGUGAAAUUGUAACGAGAUUUUUAUGAUUUUCGGUUAAAACAACCUCCCCUCAAAUAUGACAACUUGGUUCUAGAAAAGCUUUUUCCCGCGCGUCCUCGCUUCGCUGUUUCCUUUUUUCAGUAUUCAUUUUUGUAUCUACUCCGAGUAUAGGGUUGCUUGGGAAUCUCAACCCCCAUUUUCUCCUCUGUUAUUCCGAAGCGUGGCAGGGAAAUCGCAAGUCGGGAGUUGUGCCUAUGAUGAUACACGUAAGUAGAAUAUUUUCUGGAUCGGUCGAACGACAGAGUUUUGUUUAGUGUCGUUUCACUCCUUUUAAAUCUGGCUCGAAGUCUCCGCUGGUUGUUUGGGUCUACCAAAUCGUUCAUUAAAUAUCGAAAUUUAUUUACUGAAUCCUCCCUGGGGUUAAACUCGUGCCGGGCAAUCAAACGUGACAAGCGGUCCUCUCACGAGGUGGCGCGAAGCCGCUUGUUUGAGUACUUUGGGAAAGAGCAGCAACGGACCCCAAACCGCCAGCAGGACGAAGGCCAGUUAUAACUGGCGCCCAACAAUACAAGGCAUUUCCUGCUUAUUAUUUUUUUUUGUUUGUUUAACUGGUUUUAGCCAAAAUUAUAUUUGGUGCCCUAUAAAACCAGGCAUAGUCAAAACUUAAGUUUUUCAUUCUGGCUAAUCAGAUUAAAUUUAGUGUACAAAUACAUAAUUCGACAACGGUUCCCCCCUCCGAUCAAGGCAAACAAAAAGUCCUUCAACCCCUUUAGCAACUUCAUGUUGCGAACAGUGAAUAGUUUUCCAGGACAUUGAAUCCACAGGGGAGACGUUUCUCAAUAAUAAUUAGGAACGAAAACACAUUGCACAUAAUAAUAUAUUUACUCUACGAAAUAUAAUUCCUUUACUAGAUAUAUUUAUUUUCCAUCAUACAAUCAUUAUUAUUAUUACAAUUAUUUAUUUAUUACCCUGUCCAUUCAUUAUUCCAUCCCAUUUCUUUGUACAUACAUUUCGUUACUUACUUAUUUAUUACACUCAUUAAUUUAUUUGAAAAUAUUCAAUAUCCUGCAAGAAAAAGUCCAAUCAGAAAUAAAAAAAAAAUGAAUCGACUGUUCCCACACGCGGAAGAUCUAAAUCAAGAGGAAGUCGAUUACGAGUUGAUGAUUCGCAAUCAACCAGAAGAAAUUUAUUCUCUAGACUUACAGGGAAAGCAAAGGCGUUUACGGAAUCUGUUCAGAGCAGAUCAAACCGAGGGUCGGAACUACAGGUCUCCCAUAAACAUUAAAGAUGAAGUAAACCACAUUGAGGGACGAAUCACUAGUUUAGAAAAAGCUCUUUCUAGGAAGGUCGAACCAAAACUAGAGUCUAGGGUCCUUCAUUACUGGUAUCGGGUAAAAAGGAGUAUAGCCAGAAAUGAUGAGGAGAAAAAAAUGCGCCGUGACUUGAAUAGAAAAAUCGAGAAAGUCAUGAAGGAUUUCCAGUUUGGACCUCCGAUGUCGCCUUUUAAAAAACAGAUAAAUGAUUGCAUUCAAAUAGCUGAAGGGGCAGUGGGCACACAAGGUCAAGAAGUUACCUUUUGUUUUCCUCCCGGUGCCACUCCGAGUAAAACUCAGUCGACGGCGACGCAACCGAUUCCUGACAAAGGGAAAGGAGCCAUACCUAAACAACCAGCCAUCCCAAAGCAACAGAGUAUACCACAUACGGAAGUGAAUGAGCCCACAAUGACCGUUUUCAGAAAGGACUGGGAAGAAAUGCAAAACACACUGGCAAAACUGACGGAGCAUAUCCGUACAGGAAGCCAAACAAACAGUUUCGGGCAGACAAAACAGUCAAAGGAUCCAACAUCGAACAACAAUAUAGUUCAAGCGAGCAAAUGGACACCCAGCAAAACGGAAACGCACCAACAACGAACUACAACUCGACUAACGAAAACAACACCCUCAUAUCGGAACCAAAGCGCGGAGUCGAGCGAGGAGGAAUACGAAAAAGAUUCUUUAGAAACGUUUUCAAGAGACCAACAGAAUUACUCAUACAAUACAGACAGCGAGCAUACUGACUAUGGAGGAGACCCAUAUUUCAGAUAUUCCGCUAGACAGCGUAGAUAUCCAGAGAGACGUUUUCACCAAAGAAGGUACGAGACCAACGGACGUGUGGAGAAAUGGAAACUAAAGUUUACAGGAGAGCCCAAGUCCAUGACAGUAGAGAAUUUUCUCUACGAGGCGAAGAAGUUAGCAGAACGAGAAGAAGUAUCGAAGUCGAUUCUACUCAGAGACAUCCACAUGCUACUGGAGGGACCCGCUUCAGACUGGUUUUUUACAUACGUCGACGAUUUCCACUCUUGGGAGGUUUUCGAAACAAAUAUAGUUUAUCGUUUUGGCAACCCGAACAAAGACCAGGGAAUCCGAUCGAAAAUCCAAGAAAGAAAACAACAACGCGGAGAAUCGUUUAUAGCAUUUGUAACGGAAAUCGAGAAAUUGAACCGUAUGCUUUCCCGACCGCUCUCUAAGCGAAGAAAAUUUGAAGUGAUCUGGGACAACAUGCGUCAGCAUUACAGGUCGAAAAUUUCGAUAGUACAAGUAGAGGAUCUUCAACAACUUAUCAGUCUAAACUACCGGAUUGACGCAGCGGACCCGCAGCUACAACAGUUAAAUGUAGAGGGGCAAUUUCGUCGGCCGAUCAACCAAAUCGAGGCUAACAGCAGCGACGGCGAAAGCGACAACUCGAUCCCAAUAAAUGCGUUGAGGAGCCGAUAUAACCGGGAAGCGUCACACCAGAUGACGAGAACAGCACAACAAUCGACGUCGGGAACACGGGUCCAAAGAACGGAGCUACCUAACCAUAGGCAACCUACGAUCGAAUGUUGGAAUUGUCAGGGAGAGGGACAUGGCUGGAGACAGUGUACAAAACCCAAACUAGUUUUCUGCUACGGCUGUGGAAGUUUGGGACGAACAAUAAGAAAUUGCGAAUAUUGCUCAAACCCUCCAAGACCAAACCAAAGUUCGCAGGGAAACGAAUAGAGGGGUGUGAGUCUGGGAAAGCAAGCAUCCCAUAUUCCAAAAAUAUUCCCAAACAAAUUCUCCAAAAUCUAAACUUUGACCUCCUCUCACAGGUAUAUCAUAUCAGAAUUCGCGUUAGUAAAUGUCCUCACCUAAAAGUUAAAAUAUUCGACACAGAAGUGGAAGCGUUACUAGAUUCGGGGGCGGGAAUCAGUGUACUAAAUUCACUUGAAAUUGUGUGUGAUGUGAUGUGAUGUGAUGUGAAGUGAAGCCACCAUCAGUUCAAGGACUUGCCAGUGGAUGCGGGUAGACUUACAGUUGCCCCGAUAUGACUCAUCCAUUCACCUUCUUACUAUAGCUGUUACCGAAAAGCGAACAAAAAGGGUUGGGCGGAUACGUAAGUAGAGUCACUUACUCGUAUUCCGCGGGAAUAAAAGAUGCUCUUCCAACCAUAAUAUCCAGUGCAUGGAUGAAGCAUAUCGCUAUACAUGCUUGAACCCGCCUGAUGGUUUGUUUGAGAAGGGCGCGUCAGACUCAUUUCAAACCUUCAGAAGGAAACAAGUUUCCUUCAAGUGACUUGGGCUGGCUAUCCACAAUCCCUCGUCCAGUCAUCAAUUCGUCCGAUGCCCUGAUGCUCCCUCCCCUUUACGCCCCCGUGCAAAAUGUUUUAUAUUGAUAAAUACAAUGAAACAUAGUGUAAUGAAAUUAAUAUAACAUAAAAUGAUAUAAUAGAUUACAAAAUAAUAUAAUACAAUGUCAUACAAUAUAAUAUAAUAUAUUAUAAAACAUGAUAUAAAAUAACAGUCAAUGUAGAGAGUCAGUUAUGCUCUUCUAUCUUCGCAAUACUGCAGGAAGUAGAAUAUUUCUCUUCUAAUAACAAUAAUAAUAUCCACAUCUAUAAAAAUAAUAUAUGUUAUUAUUAUUGAUGACAAAUUAAUAAUAAUAACAAUCAAUAUAAUAAUGAAAAUAACAACAAAAAACAAUAUAAUAUAGUACAAUGAAUUAUAUAAUAAAUAAUAGAAUAAAUAAAAUGAUAUGUUGCGAUAUGCUAUGAUAUUAUAUUACUUGAAUUUAUAUGUCAUUUCUCAUCCUCUCAUUCUGCCAUCAACGCAUUCCAUCGACCUUUUGUCACCACAGACACACGUGUAGGCAUGAAACAGGAACCAGUGAGGACCAAGCUCACCUUGUGACGACCUUGAUAUUUAGUUGAAAGUUACUUUAAAAAUGAUAACUUAUAAGGAAAACAAAUUUAUAUUUUGCGCAGAGGUACGUAGUACUACUCAUAAUAAACCCUACAAUAUAAUAUAAUAUAAUACAACAUAAUGCGAUACAAUAUAACAUAACAUAAUAGAAAUAUAAUAUAACAUAAUAUAAUAAAAUAUAAUAUAAUAUAAUACAAUAUAAUAUGAUAUAAUGCAAUGCAGUAUAAUACCAUACAACCUAGUAUUUAAUAACAUAAAAUAGUGUAAGACGAUAAUAUAUGAAAUAAUAUGCUAUGAUACAAUAUAACAGGUAAUGUCGCAGUGUAAG
Malaya genurostris is the source of this 10019-nucleotide messenger RNA. RefSeq lists its product as uncharacterized. The transcript is spliced from 2 exons. Bases 6594 to 8510 code for a protein of 638 amino acids. The record is from RefSeq and is a predicted model, not a curated record. Gene Ontology annotation, molecular function: nucleic acid binding; zinc ion binding. Lineage: Eukaryota; Metazoa; Arthropoda; Insecta; Diptera; Culicidae.